GCUGAGCGUGUAAUAAAUUUGAUUGUAAUGCAUUGAGUCUGUCUCCUUGUUUUUUUGCUGAACAUUUUGGACGUUGAUUCUGAGUGAAAUAUUCGCCUUAUUCAAAAAUAUUUUGUCAGAACAAUUGUAUUAUAGAAAGAAAAUCUUACAAGACAUUUAACAACAGGUCAGAUUACAGUGAACAUGUUUUCAUCGUCAGGAAAAAGUGGGUUCGACAAAGCCUUGGAAAAGGCUACAAGUUCACUGUUGUUGGAACCAGACUGGGAUGCUACUCUGCAGAUAUGUGACUGUAUCCGGCAGAAAGAUGUUACUGGCAAAUAUGUCAUCAAUGCACUCCGCAAGAAGCUGUUUGACAAAAAUGCGAGAGUGACGCUGUAUGCCUUGCAGGUUCUGGAGUCAUGCGUGAAGAACUGUGGGUCCACAAUUCACGAGGAGAUCGCUUGCAAGCAGUUCAUGGAUGACAUGAAAGAACUAAGUAGGUCCAGUAAUGAUGGAGUGAAGAACAAGGCACUGGAGAUGAUCCAGGCUUGGGCCCAUGCUUUCCGUAAUGAGUCAGGCCUCAAGAUUGUGGUAGACACCUUUAACCAACUGAAGGGAGAAGGUAAUACCUUUCCUCCAUUGAGAGAGAGUGAUGCUAUGUUCAUGGCAGAAAAGGCCCCAGAAUGGGUGGAUGGUGACAAGUGCCACACCUGUCGCUCUGAAUUUGGCGUGGUAGUGAGAAAGCAUCACUGCCGUCACUGUGGCCAGCUCUUCUGCAGCAAAUGCUCCUCCAAGCAACUGCCCAUCCCCAAGUUUGGCAUAGAAAAAGCUGUGAGGGUCUGUGACCCAUGCUACAGCAAGCUGACGAGCCGCACUGAGACAACCUCUGGAUCUGGCGGCCAUGAUUCGGACCUCCCUGCUGAAUAUCUGAAUAGCCCCUUGGCCCAGCAAUCCCAGGCACCACCACAGCGCAGCGAGAGAGAGCUGCAAGAGGAAGAGGAGCUUCAGUUAGCCAUGGCUCUGUCACUGGACGCUGCUGAAAACAAGCACAUUAUUGAUAAGGAUAAGAGUGCAAGUAGUGGCCACACCUCCUCACCUCCUCCUCCAUCGUCUUCUGCUCCAGUGAUGGACCCAGAGGCAGACCCUGAGCUUGCUCGCUACUUAAACCGCUCCUACUGGGAGCAGAAACAGGAGGAGAGUGUCAAAGCCUCGGCCACACCUUCUGCCCCAGCUAACGCCCCUGACCCCACACCAGCCACUGCCCCACCGCUGUCACAGUCAGUUUCAACACAGCCGAUGUACGCAACCAGCAAGGUGCAGGAGGUUGCCCAAAACGGUGAGGUACCGGAUGACAUAGAGUUCCUAAGGACGCUUUCAGCCAACCUGGAGGUCUUUGUUAACCGUAUGAAGAGCGACUCAUCCCGUGGACGUAGUAUCGCCAGCGACACCUCAGUGCAGACCCUGUUCCAUACCCUUACCCAGAUGCACCCGCAGCUCCUCAGCCUACUCCAGGAAAAGGAAGACAAGCGAGCCAAGAUGGAGAGCCUCCAGGACAAGCUGGCGCAGAUCCAUGAUGCCAGAGAGGCACUCGAUGCCUUGCGAGACGACCACCGGGAAAAGAAGAGACGUGAGGCAGAAGAGGCUGAGAGACAACGGCAGAUCAUGCUGGCUCAGAAACUAGAGAUCAUGAGGCAAAAGAAACAAGAAUACCUGCAGUUACAACAGCAGCAGGCUCUGCAACGACUGCAGGAACAUGAGCGAGAACUGCAGAUGCGUCACGAACAGCAAAAACAGCAGCAGCAGAUGCGGCAGAUCCAGUACACAGCUUACGCUGGCAUGCCCCUACACCAGGGUGGCAUGAUGGCAGCCCCGCCCCAAGGGAUGAUGCCACAGCAGCAAGGGAUAAUACCCCCACCCCAGGGGGCUAUGAUACCACCAGGCCAGUACAGUGUACCCCAACAGACAUUCAGCCCGCCCUCUUCAAUGCAAGGUUCCCCUGCCCACAGUGGCUACAACCCCCAGCAGCAGACUUACAAUGCCCCACCCCCCAACGUGGAUCCCCAGGCCACCCACCAGCCACCUUCCAACACCCAGCCUGGGUACACCCAGGCCUACCAACAGCCACCCCAGCAGUCCUACCAACAAGCACCCCCACAGGGUGGGGCCUACCCGAUGGGAUACCAGCAGCAGCCCCCUUCCACCCAGCCGCACCCCUCCCAGGGCCCACCCAGUGGGACAUACUCACCCCUCUCCUCGCUAGACUACCCAGCCCAACCCCCUCAGCAACAACAGCAGCAGCCACCCAACAAUAACCCCUACAACAUGCAAGGCAUGGCAUCCUCACUACCCCCCUCCCAGCAGUAUGGGGGCCCCCCAACCCAGGGGGGAAUGUACCAACAGCAGCCUGGGCCACCCCAGGAUAUGCAGUAUGGAACAAACAAGGGACAGCAGCCCGUCACACAGGCCCAAACACAACCCCAGCAAGACCAUCCACAAGAAGCCUCUCUCAUAUCCUUUGACUAGACCUCCCCAUCAUGCCAGUGGUGGCAGAAAGGAAAGAAGCAAGCUAUAUAUAGUGCAAGCAAUGUUAAGACUAAUUGUUAUAUAAAGUGAAAUCUACCCGGAAAGAAUACAAACAGCUAAACAUCGACAUCAGCCAUAGAAAUUUUCCAAUCUAAGCUUGGGAUUUGAAACCCGUUUCUAAACUCUUCAGUCAGUUAAUGCCAUUCAGUGGAAUCUUACACUUAAGAUCAAGAGUACUCUGAAUUUAGUGUUGCCCACAUCGUCUUCAAUUUACCCUAACUUUGUCAUAUAAUGGUAUGUUGGUAAUUUAGGGUUUAGUCACAUAGGAUACAUGUUCAUUAUCAUUUGUGUAGUAAUGGACAGUAUAACGUGCAUGUGUUGAUUUUUCACCACAUCAAAAAUUAAUACUGCAUCUGUCCAAGGGUCACAACUGUAAUUAUCAAUUUAUUUGUUUUCAGAAAUAAAAGAAACUCUUUUGGGUUCUAGGGAUUUCUCAAAGAUUGAACCAGAUUGUCAUCAGUUUCACAAUUGGUGAGGCAUGUCAAGAGGCGACUUUUGUGCUGUCGUGAGCAUUGUGUAUAUCAAUUGAUGCACUUCAUGUGAUAUUCUGAGGUUGUGUUCCCAUUGCCUGCCAUAAAUCCUGGUAAAUGUUUUAAUGAGUACUGGUGAACAUUUUAGUGAUGUGUCAUUUCCAGUGCAUUGUAAUUGUUUGAACCUGUGGGUAGAAGGUUGUGUAGACACACUGGUACUACACUAAUUCAUGUAUCAGACAUACAGUGGGGGACAGUGAAGCAGAUGACUUCAACAACUGCAUUUCUGUUUACUUUUUUUUUUUUUACUGGGCCAAUUUCGCCAUUAUUUCUUUGUGAUUUUAAUGCCCCUAUUUUGUUCAGGACAGCACAGCACCAAGAAAAUACUGAACUUUUUGUGAAAGUUAAAUAUGGUUCUAAAUUCUGCUCUCAAGUGGCAUGGUGGGGGAGACCCAACUUCCUUCAGACAUUACCCAAAACAGUAUUGUGUCCAAAACUGUCAUUUACCAGAAAAAUUCUUCAGAAAUUUCAACACAAAAGAUUGUACCCUCUACCAAUUGUUUAAUUUAGUUGCAUUUGUUCAAGUCAAUGGAAGACAAUUUCAGUGAAAUGAAAUGCAUGUCUUCACAGUCAAUUGUAUUUUACUCUUCACUUGCAUUCUUAAAAUCUUUGAAAUUGGUAUGACAAAGUAAUUGUUACCUGUUGAGAUGGGUUCCAUGGGUUUUGUGUAACCUCAGGGGCAAAUUGCACCCAAGGCGUAUACAUGUGCCCUCCCUGAACAGCAUCAAAUGUGUGUUAAAGGUUGAUGGUUAAACAGCUGACAAUUUGUACCAUUCAGUAGUGCUACUGUUUUGUGGCACAGCAGAGUAUAUGCCAAAUGUAUCAAGCAUGUUUACAUGGUGAACGCUUAAUCUUCGAUGUUUUAAACUUAUAGUAAUUUCUUGAAAAAGUCCUAAUUUCUAUUUUACAUGUAUCAUUAAAUUUAACUUUUAAGUCGCUAGAUGUGAUAAAGAGAAAUAGAGAAGUGUGGCAAAUGGGUGUGUAAUGUUCCAGAAACAGUAAUUAACUUGAUAUACCUGUCAUGUCAGUGUACUCUCUGCUAUUAUAAAUUAAAUUGUCUCACCAGAAACUA
Molecule: messenger RNA, 4164 nt
Organism: Acanthaster planci (crown-of-thorns starfish)
Lineage: Eukaryota; Metazoa; Echinodermata; Asteroidea; Valvatida; Acanthasteridae
Gene: hgs
Product: hepatocyte growth factor-regulated tyrosine kinase substrate
Biological process (GO): endocytic recycling; receptor internalization
Cellular component (GO): early endosome
Molecular function (GO): metal ion binding; ubiquitin binding; phosphatidylinositol binding
Source: RefSeq, a predicted model, not a curated record